Messenger RNA from Schistocerca piceifrons (Central American locust), 624 nucleotides. RefSeq lists its product as uncharacterized. The coding region runs from base 1 to 420 and encodes 139 amino acids. Lineage: Eukaryota; Metazoa; Arthropoda; Insecta; Orthoptera; Acrididae. The record is from RefSeq and is a predicted model, not a curated record. The transcript has 2 exons.
AUGUCUGGCUUUUUGACUGAUGCUGACCUAGAACAUAUUAUGAAUUUACCCGAUAAUGAGUUCAAUGCAUCCAUUGAUGUCCCUGAUGGGGAUAUAUCAGAUGUUGGGGACGAAGAUAAAGAUGAAACUGUCGAAACUGAUGAAAGUUCUCAAGCUAUUUCCGAAGCAGCUGUCAUGAAUUUCAUUCAGAUGGUGGAAAAGGAGGAUGGAACUGAAAUUUCGGCAAUUAGAGAGGAGCAAGAGAUAGAAUAUGAAUUUCCAAAGGCUGUUGUGGUCAGGAGUGGUAAAGUUAUUGAUUCUCAACCAAAAUCAGAUGUAAGCGACAACAAUACAAAUGAAGGAGUGUACUGCCUGCCAUCGGGUUCCCCUAAAUGGCAGGCAACACCGCAUAACAGCCACGCUAUGAGGGAAACAAACUGACAGCCAAACAGGCGAAGACAUCAGGUAAACACGCCAAAGAUUCCAGUCGAUUAAUAGGAACCUUUCCUUGCAGAGGUCGCCGCGACAUAUCUGGCCACUGAUUCCUACGCCAGGUUUCUAUUGGCUCCAGCUCACUAUAUAGGCCCGGCCGGUCGAAGGCAGACCAGUCUUCGUCCGCUGUUAAUGGCAACCGCUAUAGCAGAG